AUGGUGAUAUUCGGUGAUGAAAAACAAAAAGGAAGACUGUUUCCAUUUUAUAAUCUAAAACUUUUUAUCAAGAUAAAUGAUAUAACAGCUAAAAAUAAAAGUUUAACGAGUCUAUUACACUUGAAACUUGACAAACAAUUCAUAAUACUAAAUAAAAAUGUUGGAUUAAAAUUAAUAGCAAGUAGACAGAUUGAUCGAAGGAUUAAAUUUAAUGGAAAGUGGUUUGCACGCGCCGGCAUGAACUUUGCUAGGCUCGAGCGAGCACGCAACUUUAUAAUCCCCGGUCGCGGUAGAGCUCCCCUGAGUCCUGUACUGACUCGUAGUCGGUUCGUACCGGUCAUUGGACCCUUACUUAGUGAGGUGAUUAAAUCUGUACCAUUUUUUAUGUUAAACACCAGGAGUGAUAUUUUAAUAACAAAAGUUGCUCUGCGAGUUUUUUACUCAUUAAAAACUCAACUGGAGGUCCGCUGUUAUCUCCUGAAUGAAUUUCCCGCUUUGAUACCGUUGAUCAAUCUGAAAUUGUUUCAGAAUGUGUCGAGUCCGAGGAAGGCUGUCUGCGGUGCCGAGGGAAUUUUUGUACGAGGUGUGCAGGUCUACUUCACCGGGGAAACUGCGUAG
Molecule: messenger RNA, 618 nt
Organism: Cotesia congregata
Lineage: Eukaryota; Metazoa; Arthropoda; Insecta; Hymenoptera; Braconidae
Source: the annotation of a GenBank genome assembly